CUUGACUGUGAGAGCGAAAGAAAGGUGUAGGAGAUCCACCCAAACGUUUGUAUUAUUUGGUGCUUAUAAGUUUAAAUAAAAAUAAGACACAAACGGAGUCUCGCCGACAAAUGGACCGCUACGGUUACGACCGAAGUGGCUUUCUAAAUGAAGCAAAUUACCUGAGUGCUGCUGUGUGAAGGAGGUCAUGAUACCUGACCCCGUGUCUGCAGCUGCAUCCAGACCCUCUGAGCAGCAGAGUAAUAGCGCACAUAAUGGCGAUGAGGCCUCUGCAGCUGAAGAGUCCGGCAAUGAGAACAGACAAAAGAGGGCAAGGCGUAGGAAAAGACCUGCCGAGGAAUCGGAGAAUGUCACGAAAAGCAAAAAUGCCAAAAGCCGGCGAAGAUACGGCAGCGUUAGAAAGCGUAAACGUCCUCAUGUGGAGGCCGUCACUCUGUUUGACGUCAUCACCAUGGGCAGGAGCGCCAUGCGGGCGGUGAUCGGCGGCUGGAUGGAGGCCUACGCGGCGGACAGAGAAGCGUCUCUCCUCGACCUCAUCACCUUCUUCAUCCAGUGCUGCGGGUGCAAAGGCGUGGUCACUGCUGAAAUGUGUCACACCAAAGGCGACAGUGACACCAUGGACAAGAUGGUGAAGGAGCUGGUUGAAGACUUGGAUGAGGUUGCUGGACUGCAGUACAAGAAGUUUCUAGCUUUUCCGUGGAUCCUCACCGUCACCUGGCCCAUGGCUGCAGACAGCAUGGACUAUCCUCUGAUCCAACCCGGGUCGUACGGCCGUUGGUUCCACUCGGAGUUGUGCGACUUUGUGUCUGUGCUGGUGUCUCAGUGUCAGCACAGCGUCCUCUUUGACAGCUACCUGAUGAGCACGCUCGUCUCUCUGCUCGCUGAACUCUCCGACUCGCACAUACGAGCCUUCAGACACACCUGCACGCUGGCAGCGGUCAAACUGCUGACGUCGCUGAUUGACGUGGCCGCGUGUCUGAGCGCCGGCGUUGCAAAGAGUCUGGAGCUGCAGAAGGCGCAGAGGCCCAGCAGACUGAAGAACCAAGUGAAGCAGGAAGUGACUCAGCUGCAGGAGAAGAAGGCCGAGAUAGAGAGCGUGAUGGACGUCAUCUUCAAGGCCGUUUUUCUCAAGAGACAUCGUGAUGUGCUUCCAGAAAUCCGUUCCAUCUGCAUGGAGGAGUUGGGCCUGUGGAUGAGGAGCUACAGCUCUGUGUUCCUCAAUGACCGUUACCUCAAAUACAUGGACUGGAUGUCAUAUGACAAGGUACCAGACGUGCGUCUCAAGUGUAUCUUAGGCCUGCAGAACUUAUAUGGAGAUCCCGAGCUUCUGCCUCAACUGGACCUUUUCACCAGCCGCUUCAAGGACCGUAUGAUCUCCAUGACUCUGGAUAAAGACAACGAAGUGGCUUUGCAGACUAUGAAACUGCUGCUCCUCAUCUCCAAAACAUCUCAAGAUGUGCUUAGUUCCGACGACUACGGGCAACUCCUCCAGCUCGUUUUUUCGUCUCAGCGCCCCCUUGCAGCCACUGCAGGGGAGCUCCUCUUCUUCAGGCUUCUCCCUGCAGCUAAUAAUCAGGAUGGACUAAAUCAGGAAGAUGCUCAUAGACAAGAAACACUUGCAAGGCUCAAGGCCCUUCUGCAGUUCUACCAGAACUCUAAGCUACACAACCAUGUGGUCUACCUUGUGGAUAGCUUGUGGGACUGUGGUGGAACCCUGCUGAAGGACUGGCCCACACUCACCUCUAUACUGCUGCAAGACCCUCACAGUCCCUCACUGGGUCGAGGCCUCACUGAGGCAGAAGAAGCGUUGCUGGUGGAGAUCCUGGUAGCAUCUGUGCGUCAGGCAGCAGAAGGACCAGUGCUGGCCGGGAGGAGCGGUGCAAAGAAGGUGAUGAGUGUGAGAGAGAAGAAAGUUCAGGUUGAAGAUUGCACAAAUCUCACACAGCAUUUCCUCACGGUGCUCCCACACUUACUGUCCAAGUUUUCAGGUCGCUGGGACAUUAUUGCUUCCUUGAUAAGGAUUCCUCAGUACUUUGUGCCAGAGAGCCCUCAGGCAGACAAGACGGAGAUGGUCUCCAGGUUGUUAGCAGUGAUGAGAGCCAAUCUGGAGGGCCACUCGGGUGCCGACGUCCUGGAUGCGGCGGCACGUACGUUCCUUAGUCUGUGUGAAGCAGAGACCACGUGGUGCUCAACUGCCCGGACCACUAGGGACUCCAUGAUCCAAUGUUGGGUGGAUCACCUCAAAGACCUGCUGACCCAAUCCUUCACGGGCGCCACUUUCUCUGCUGAUGAGGAAACCACCGCAGACAUUUUAGCCACGCUGAAGAAACUCAGUGCUUUCCACAACUGUCACAAUCUGACCCGCUGGAAUCUGUUCGACCUGCUGUCACCUCUCCUGGCGAUGGAAGGCUUCCAGGAGGGAGCGCCACCUGAGGUGCUGAAGGAAACAUUACAGUGUCUGUGCUACUUUGUUUUCUGGUCUCUCAGUACCAGCAGUGAAACUCUGACCUCCAGGGACAAAGCUGUGACUCAGAGAGUCCAGUUGCGCGUCGUCAGCGAGACAAGUCAUCGUUGUCUGUCCCACUCAGACCACAGCGUGAGGCAGCAGGCCUUCCUGGGCGUCUGCGACAUCCUGACCGCUCACUCGUACCAGCACCACGUGUGGGAUCCCACCUCCUGGGGCCCCCUGCCUUACACGCCCACCCCCAAGCUGCAGGUGGCGCUGUUGAGCUUUGUGCGCAAGAACGUCUUUGUGGGGAGAGACUCUGACGAGGAGAGAAAAGUCUCCGAGGAGCUCGGUACGGAGGACAGGAUGCAGGAGCUUCACGCCAGGAGAAGCACGCUGGCCGCCUACUGCAAGCUCGUCGUACGCGGCGUGCUGGAGAUCAGCAUGGCGGCAGACGUCUUCGCACACUACGCCGAGUACCACAAUGAGUUCGGGGACAUCAUCAAGGAGACCAUGUACUCCAGCAGACAGAUGGACAAGAUCGAGAGCGCUCGUACUUUAGUGCUUUCUCUGCAGCAGCUGUUUGAGCGUCUUAAACGGGAGCAGGAGAGCGGCGUGACGCCUCGCCCGCAUCAGAGAGUCCAGACCUUCAGUGGCAUCAAGGAGCUAGCGAGACGCUUCGCCGUCAGCUUCAGUGACCUCGUCAAGUUCCGGGAGUGUGUCGUCCUCAUCCACAGGAGCGGCAUCGAGUUUGUGUUCCAGGACUUUGUCCAGACCCCGGAAGGUUCCACACCAGCGCACCUGUCCUACCUGAGCGUGCUGGCCGAGUUCUCCAGCAAGCUGCUGAAACCAGACAAGAGGACCUUGCUGUCCUACCUGCACAAGCACACCUGCGAGCACUUGGUGGACCUCAGAGAAGAGCGCUGGCAGCCGCUGCUCUUCUACCGGGCGUCCCUAUUGGCUGACGUGGAGGAGGCCGCCUCCCACGGCAGCUCGGACAGGAAGCAGACGGGACGCGCCGCCUUGUCCAAGAACAAACAAGGAAGUAAAGCAGGAGCCCCGCAGAGUUCCUCUGAAGUCCAGGUGGUCCACAGGGUCAGUAAUCCAAGCCACAAGACCCAAGACCAAGACCCCAAGACACCGUCCCCGACUCAAGAAGGCGUCCUUAGCAGCUGCCUCCAGGACACUGAUGACCCAGAUCAUGUUGACCCUGGUCAUGUUGACCCUGGUCAUGAUCAGGAUGAUGUGGACGUUGAAGUUUGAGGUUUGUACUAAAAUAUGAGUACCUGCAGUACUUGGUGUAUGCAGUAUAUCACAUGUACAUGUCGUGUACCUGCAGUACUUGGUGUAUGCAAUAUAUUAUAUGUUCAUGAGCACUUUAAGAACAUUUAUAAAUGUACUAAGGAGAGUUAGGGUCACACUGAAAUAUGAAGGGUAAAAAGUACUUUUA
Entelurus aequoreus (snake pipefish) is the source of this 3896-nucleotide messenger RNA. Its product is annotated as cohesin subunit SA-2. Gene Ontology annotation, cellular component: nucleus; chromatin; cohesin complex. Lineage: Eukaryota; Metazoa; Chordata; Actinopteri; Syngnathiformes; Syngnathidae. The transcript has 32 exons. Gene Ontology annotation, biological process: sister chromatid cohesion. The record is from RefSeq and is a predicted model, not a curated record. Gene Ontology annotation, molecular function: chromatin binding. The coding region runs from base 188 to 3709 and encodes 1173 amino acids.